GGCAGGCUGGCUUCCGGCGGGAGCGGCGCCGCGGAUGGCUGCGUACAGGGCAGCGCUUGGGGCUUCGCUCGCGGCUGCCCGACUCUUGCCCGUCGGCCGCUGUCGCCCGUCGCCCGCGCCCCGCUCUACCUUGUCGGGCGCCAACAUGGAGCCCGCGCCUCGCUGGCUGGCGGGGCUACGCUUUGACAACCGCGCCCUGCGCGCGCUGCCCGUGGAGGCGCCGCCGCCCGGUCCCGAGGGCGCCCCGUCCGCGCCGCGGCCCGUGCCCGGGGCCUGCUUCACCCGCGUGCAGCCCACCCCGAUACGGCAGCCGCGCCUCGUGGCGCUGUCGGAGCCCGCGCUGGCGCUGCUGGGCCUGGGCGCGCCGCCCGCGCGCGAGGCCGAGGCCGAGGCCGCGCUGUUCUUCAGUGGCAACGCUCUCCUGCCGGGCGCCGAGCCCGCCGCGCACUGCUACUGCGGCCACCAGUUCGGCCAGUUCGCCGGGCAGCUGGGCGACGGCGCCGCCAUGUACCUGGGCGAGGUGUGCACGGCGACUGGCGAGCGCUGGGAGCUGCAGCUCAAGGGCGCCGGGCCCACGCCCUUCUCCAGACAGGCCGACGGUCGCAAGGUCCUACGGUCAAGCAUCCGGGAGUUCCUGUGCAGCGAAGCCAUGUUCCACCUGGGAGUCCCCACCACGCGGGCCGGCUCCUGCGUGACGUCCGAGUCCACGGUGGUGCGCGACGUGUUCUAUGAUGGUAAUCCCAAAUAUGAACAAUGCACGGUUGUGUUGCGUAUAGCUUCCACUUUCAUAAGGUUUGGAUCCUUUGAGAUUUUUAAGUCUGCAGAUGAGCACACAGGGCGUGCAGGCCCCAGCGUGGGGAGGAACGACAUUCGAGUGCAGCUGCUCGACUAUGUCAUCAGCUCCUUUUACCCCGAGAUCCAGGCUGCUCAUGCCAGCGACAGCGUGCAGAGAAACGCCGCCUUCUUCCGGGAGGUGACGCGGCGCACGGCGCGGAUGGUGGCCGAGUGGCAGUGCGUGGGCUUCUGCCACGGCGUGCUCAACACUGACAACAUGAGCAUCCUGGGGCUCACCAUCGACUACGGGCCCUUUGGCUUCCUGGACAGGUACGACCCCGACCACGUGUGCAAUGCCUCCGACAACACCGGCCGCUAUGCAUACAGCAAGCAGCCUGAGGUGUGCAAGUGGAACCUGGGGAAGCUGGCCGAGGCCCUGCAGCCAGAGCUGCCCCUGGAGCUGGGUGAGGCCAUCCUGGCCGAGGAGUUUGAUGCCGAGUUCCAAAGGCACUACCUGCAGAAGAUGCGCAGGAAGCUGGGCCUCGUGCAGGUGGAGCUGGAGGAAGACAGGGCGCUGGUGUCCAAGCUCCUGGAGACCAUGCAUCUGACCGGUGCCGACUUCACAAACACCUUCUACUUGCUGAGCUCCUUUCCAGUGGAGCCAGAGUCGCCAGGCCUGGCGGAAUUCCUGGCCAGGCUGAUGGAGCAGUGUGCCUCCCUGGAAGAGCUGAGGCUGGCAUUCCGGCCCCAGAUGGAUCCCCGGCAGCUAUCCAUGAUGCUGAUGCUGGCACAGUCAAACCCACAGCUGUUUGCACUCAUGGGCACUCGGGCGGGCAUCGCCAGGGAGCUGGAGCGUGUGGAGCAGCAGUCUCGGCUGGAGCAGCUGAGUGUGGCAGAGCUGCAGAGCAGGAACCAGGGCCACUGGGCUGAUUGGCUACAGGCGUACAGAGCCCGGCUGGACAAGGACCUGGAAGGCGCCGGGGAUGCUGCCGCCUGGCAGGCUGAGCGUGUGCGCAUGAUGCACGCCAACAACCCCAAGUACGUGCUGAGGAACCACAUUGCGCAGAACGCCAUCGAGGCUGCUGAGCGCGGGGACUUCUCAGAGGCAAGUACACGCCUGUCCCUGUGGUCCCUGGGAGGGGGUCGGCCCCAGACCCCUCUCACCCUCAUGACCCUCCAGGUGCGGCGGGUGCUGAAGCUACUGGAGACCCCUUACCACUGCGAGGCGGGGGCCGCCACAGACCCCGAGGCCACGGAGGCCGACGGGGCGGACGGCAGGCAGCGCUCCUACAGCAGUAAGCCCCCGCUCUGGGCAGCAGAACUGUGCGUGACAUGAUCUUCGUAACGGCCUCGGCGCGCUCCACACCCCGGAGUCUCCCGAGGCCCCCACGUGCUGCUGAGUGGCCGAGACGGUGCCGGGCGCCCUCUACACUGGGGGACUCUGCCCUGGCCCAUGCACACCCGUCUUUCCAUGAUGGCAGAGACAUCCAGUCAGGACCUGACCCGUCUCUGUCUGAGGCCAGCUCAGCAGUGCAGCCUGGUCCCUGGGGGCUGGACCCAGGCUCCUAAAUAAACCAGCAACUCCCUCA
Messenger RNA from Symphalangus syndactylus (siamang), 2363 nucleotides. RefSeq names its product selenoprotein O (gene SELENOO). NCBI's taxonomy places the organism in Eukaryota, Metazoa, Chordata, Mammalia, Primates, Hylobatidae. The record is from RefSeq and is a predicted model, not a curated record.